Corticium candelabrum is the source of this 1547-nucleotide messenger RNA. Its product is annotated as transmembrane protein 39A-like. Bases 34 to 1512 code for a protein of 492 amino acids. The transcript is spliced from 7 exons. The record is from RefSeq and is a predicted model, not a curated record. Gene Ontology annotation, cellular component: membrane. Lineage: Eukaryota; Metazoa; Porifera; Homoscleromorpha; Homosclerophorida; Plakinidae.
UACCGGUUGGCACCUUCUCUCAUUCACAUCGGCAUGCCGUUAGGAAGCAAACGCAAUGUCGCCAACCGCCACCAACCGGCAAACGCAAAAACAAACCAGGACGCUUGUAAAUCGAUGCAGGCCGAAAUGCGUUCGAGGCAUGGCAAAGGCCAGGCUAAUGGUGUUGCUACGCCUGUAAUGGAAGGAGAAAAUGUUGCGGACGGCAAGUGUGAGACAAAGCCGCCUGCGUUGGGCAGGCCUACUCUGCAUGUUGUCUGUCUGAGGCUGCCGGAUUUGCCGUGUGAUGGACCGAUUGCCUGGGAGACUUAUCUGCUGGUGUUUCUUUUGACGGCUGUCUUUUUGCAAAACUUCAACAUUUAUCAUACAAGUGUCUAUUUGGCCAACAGAGAUCUCUUUUUCUUUACAACUGUCCUUUUCAUUCAUCGUUUGAUGUGGACCUUCUCUCAUCAUGCCUCAUUUGGUGUCAUUCAAAGCCAGAUGUUUCUAUGGAUUAGAGACGGAGUCAAGUGGUUUCUCAUCUCCACUCAGGUCGUGCUGUUAAUCUGGUUUCUCAUUCGAGUACUUCAGAAUAACAGCAUCACCAACUGUCUCUUUCUCUCUUAUCCGGUCUUUCUGUACUUUUCAUUGUUUGGAUUUAUGGCCAAUCCUGGAAGUCACCAUCCUGUUUCAAAGCCACUGGUUUUGUCCGAUUCACCUGCUAACACUUUGCUUGCUACUGCCUGGAGUCGGACUUCUAGUACAGAUUUAUAUGUCAUAAAGCCAACUGUACCGUGUGCAUGGAGCAGUCCUGAAAAACUGAAUGGACCUAAUGAUGGCAAAUGUAUGUCCGAGUAUGACGUUACGGUUCAUCUCCAGUGUAACUACAUACCGUCUCCGGAGGCUGUUCGAAAUGAUGUCAAUUUGCUUCUAGCGGAUUUUAGCUGUCGUCUCAAGCAACUGGUUUUCAAUUCAAUAGUGUGUACGUAUUAUGCAGCGUUCUUGCCUGUUCAAUUCAUUCAGCAAGAUUACGUGACUUACAACAAAAUCUGGUGUUACAAGCAUGUAGCCUUCAUCUGGGCGCAUACGUUUGUUAUGCUGACAAUGCAGUUGAUGCCAACGUCGUACUGUAUGUCUCUCUACAAGUAUGCAAAGCACCUGGGAUCAUGGCGACGAGUGGAUAAGGAAACUGCUCCUCACAUAUGGUCACCGGCAAAGAUUUGGCCUCCUGACACUUUUGUUCGAUAUGCAAAGGGAGUCUUUGAGGCGCAAGGGAUUCAAGUGGCAGCAGAACCUGGUGAUACUGGGCAUGCACAGUUUUAUUUUGUGUUCAAUGAGCCAACAAUGAUUCUGAAUUGUCUGUUGGUAAUCCAGUCAGCAGCUCUACUCUAUGAACUCGUCUUGUUAGCACGCGCAACUGCAUGGCAACAAGCAGUUUCAGUGUCCGUCCUCGUACUACUGAAUUACUAUCCAACCUACAAGAUAGUGAGAGACCGCUUAGCUCUUGGACGCUAUUUCACUCAAGAAUCGUACUAAACAUUGCUAAAUCACAACGAUCGUCUAAUCAAGUA